This is a messenger RNA of Rhizopus microsporus ATCC 52813, 339 nucleotides long. RefSeq lists its product as uncharacterized. The record is from RefSeq and is a predicted model, not a curated record. The coding region runs from base 162 to 320 and encodes 52 amino acids. The transcript has a single exon. NCBI's taxonomy places the organism in Eukaryota, Fungi, Mucoromycota, Mucoromycetes, Mucorales, Rhizopodaceae.
UACGUUACCUCCUACUAGCUCCACUUAUCGAGCUUCGCUGCAAAAAUUACCUCUGAUGAGGAGAGACAGUUUAAAUCUCCCUUUGACUAAGGAUCUUUCUCGUUACGGUAUUGUCCUUCCUCUGACUUUUCUCUGACUUUUCUCUGACUUCUUCAUUUCACAUGAACCAUUAUUGCAAUGUUUGUAGUCUUAGUUUUGAAACAGACAUAAAGUUAGCAAAUCAUAAAUACGAUGCUCACAUCGACUUAGUAAAAGCGAGUUUUGGUGAUGGUAAGAAAAGGGCAUUUAAGACACGACUUUUUCACUUAAACAAAAAGUAGAGACAGUUUUGGUUAGCAG